Molecule: messenger RNA, 3971 nt
Organism: Danio aesculapii
Lineage: Eukaryota; Metazoa; Chordata; Actinopteri; Cypriniformes; Danionidae
Gene: fchsd2
Product: F-BAR and double SH3 domains protein 2
Exons: 21
Coding region: 186-2537 (783 amino acids)
Biological process (GO): regulation of actin filament polymerization; neuromuscular synaptic transmission
Cellular component (GO): neuromuscular junction; recycling endosome
Molecular function (GO): protein binding
Source: RefSeq, a predicted model, not a curated record
UUUCAUUACUUUCUCUCCUGAUCCGCAGUGUUUGUUGAGCGUCUGCCUGACUGGACCUGCUUCAUCAUGGCCGUCUGAAUCCAGACCCGAACGCCAGUGUGAUCCCCGUUUUCUCAGUCAUCCACCCCGAUCGCGCUGGGAAUCAUUUCUUUGGGAUUUUACUUCAUUUGUGCCAAUGUUCAAACAUGCAGCCCCCGCCAAGAAAGGUAAAAGUGACACAGGAAUUGAAGAACACACAUGCGGAGCAGCUCGGCCGCCUGCACCUCAAACACCAGACAGAAUGUGAUUUAUUGGAAGAUAUGAGAACUUACAGCCAGAAGAAGGCCACUCUGGAGAGAGAUUACGCACAGGCCCUGCAGAAGUUAGCGAGUCAAUAUUUGAAGAGAGACUGGCCCGGGAUUAAACCAGACGAUCAGAGGACAGACUACAGGAAUGUGUAUGGAGUGUGGCGAGCGUAUCUGGAAGGCACCGUUCAGGUGACCCAGUCUCGACUCAACGUCUGCGACAACUACAAAAACGAGAUUACAGAUCCUGCUAAAACCGUACGCCUCUACAAAGAGCAGCAGCUGAAAAAGUGCAUUGAGCAGCUGGGCCGCAUCCAGACCGAGCUCCAGGACUCAGUAAAGGAUCUGGCCAAGUCCAAGAAGAAAUACUUUGAGUUGGAGCAGAUGGCGCAGGCUGUGCGCGAGAAGGCCGACAUCGAGUCCAAGUCAAAGCUGGGCCUGUUCCAGUCCAGGAUAAGUUUACAGAAGGCCAGUGUGAAGUUGAAAGCAAAGAGGAGUGAUUGUAACUCUAAAGCGACGCACGCGAGGAACGAGUAUCUUCUUACGCUGGCGGCCGCCAACGCACAUCACGACCGCUACUACCAGACCGACCUGGUCAACUGCAUCAAGGGUCUGGAGGGGAACGUAUAUGACCAUGUGAAGGAUUAUCUGAUAUCCUUCUGUCGGACGGAGCUGGAAGCGUUUCAGGCCAUUCACAGCACCUUCCAGUUCCUCUUGGAGAAGUCCAGUCGAGUGAUGCAGGACUUUAACCAGCAGCUGUUCCUGCAGGAGAACCCAGUGUUUCACAAAGCACAAGACUUCCAGUUCCAGCCCAGUGACAGCGACACCACUGUGAGUUGCGUGCAGCAGCUGGUGGACAUUGAGCCGUCGGCGGUCAGUGUGAUGAGAAUGACUCUAGCGCAGAGUCGACAGCUUGAAUCGGAGACGGGAACCACUGAAGAACACAGUCUGAACAAAGAGGCUAGGAAAUGGGCCACACGUGUGGCUCGUGAACACAAGAACAUCAUCCAUUACAAACGGGCUCUGGAGGAAUGUGAGACUCUCGGGACUCCACCGACGGAGCAGAGUCGAAAUGAGCUGGAGUUCAGGAUAGAAGAAGCCAAGGAGAACAUCCGAAAAGCAGAGACGGUGAAGCUAAAAGCGGAGGCUCGUCUUGAUCUCCUCCGUCAGGUCGGGGUCUCUGUGGACACGUGGCUGAAGAGCGCCAUGAAUCAGGUGAUGGAGGAGCUGGAGAACGAGCGCUGGGCAUCUCUGCCCACCAUCACUGCCCACGAGCUCUCGCUGUCGACCACGGUGGAUUUAGACAGAGAAGAAGGAGAAGAAUUAGAGGAGAACAUGGAGACAUAUGACGACAGCAGCUCAAGUCCUUCAGGAACGCUGAGAAACUACCCGCUCACCUGCAAAGUCAUCUACUCCUACAAGGCUUCACAGCCCGAUGAACUCACCAUUGACGAGCAUGAGAUGCUGGAGGUGAUCGAGGAUGGAGACAUGGAGGACUGGGUGAAGGCGCGGAAUAAGACCGGGCAGGUGGGCUAUGUUCCAGAGAAGUACCUGCAGUUCCCCACUUCUAACAGUGUACUGAGCAUGCUCCAAUCCCUCGCCGCGCUGGACGCCAGAUCACACUCAUCCAGCAACUCCACUGAGCCUGAGCUGGCAUCAGGCAGCUUCAAUGGAGACAGCAGCAUGAGUUUUGUUAAGGCCAUGUACGACUAUGAGGGUCAGACGGACGAGGAGCUAUCGUUCCCUGAGGGCGCCAUCAUACGCAUCCUCAACAAGGACAACCAGGAGGACGACGGCUUCUGGGAGGGCGAGUUUAACGGCCGCGUGGGCGUCUUUCCCUCCGUCCUGGUGGAGGAUCUGACGGCCUCUGAAAACGGAGACGCUCACUGGGGAACAGACGCACAGGUGUCUCCAUGCCAAAGGCUUCACUCGUCUCUUCCUCCGCUGCCGCUGUACGAUCAGCCACCCUGCAGUCCGUUCACCAGCCCGGAGACAAGCAGCGCCCCGUCUCUGCCCCGCUCUCCCUCCGUCAACGGGGAACACAAGCUGCCCGUCCCGCAGAAAACCACAGCGCAGAAUCACAACUCCAGUUUAAGUCCAGAGAGUCCGGGAUUUUCUCAGCCACUGAGACUCACUCCUGACGGAUCCGGCCCUGGAAAACUCAGACCUGUUCGAGCGGCUCCUCCUCCUCCAAAGCAGCACGUUCGCCGAGCGGUGGAGAAAACCGAAGAGGUGGAGAUCACACUGGUGUAGAGCUGAGACCAACAACAGACACCACCUGACCUCUGACCCCUCCCACUCCUCACGGAAGGGGGCGGGGCAUGCGUUAUCCCACCCAAUGAGCAUCCUUAGAUCCCAGCGGGGGGCGGAGAACAGCGUCUCAAAAAGCUCCCUGUUUUACAUAAAGCAAACAAACAAACACCUCUUUUGGCGUCACAGACUGUUUGGUGCCUUAAACCGCUUUCAUGCCAAACUCUAAUCCUUGUAUUCGUAAUGACUUUUAUUGCGCAUCGGGAUCUGCCAGUACAUUCACUUCAUUUGGGUUGGCUCGUAAAAGCGUGCGGAGAGAAAUCAAAUACAAGGGUGCUAAAAAGAGGCUGCGCUUGCACAUCCAUCUCUUCAUCGGGCAUUUGAAGAGCUGAACAUGCAAUACAAGGAAUCAUGGGAGGAUACUAGAAAAGGGGGUCACCAAUAGUCCUACCAUUUAUGUAUUUCAUAUGUAAUAGCACAGUACAUUACUGUCGUCAUAGGAAUGUUAUAUUCACGUUCAACAUGGCAGAUCAUAUGGACGUCUCCAGGAGAAAGGGAACUGUACAUAAACGGAAAAAGAGGAGGGUUAGGAAAAAAGAGAGGAAGGCUGGUUACUUCGCUCUGUUUUUUUUUUGUACCCCUCGGUUCGGCUUGCUCUUCUGUCUUGUGUUGAUCUGAGAAGUACUAACUACAUAGCUAUAUCCUUUUCUUCAGCUUUUCAUUAUCAAGACCAGUGUUUGUAUGUAUUACUAAUAUUUAGUCCUCGAAAAAUUGAAUCUGAAGACGUUUCCGUAGACAUUUCGUUUCCGCCACCUUCAUGGAAAUAUACCCAUCAUUAUACGAGUAUCAGCUAAUGUGCUUUUUACACGCGGCUUAUAUUGAGCGUCACGGCAGUAUUGAAGAUUGUGAUGGGAUUCGUUCCCUCAAAAAGCACAGAAAAAGGCGGAUGGAAAGAUGGAUGAAGAUUUAAAGUGAUAGUUCACAUGUUGCUGUUCAUUUACUCAUUGAUUUUUUUUUUUUAGAACGUUAAAGGGACAGUUCACCCCAAUAAUGAGAAUUACCUCAUCGUUUACGCUCUCUUUUAAACCUGUAUGAGUUUCUCUUACAAAAGAAGAUAUUUAGAAGAAUGCUGGCAUCCACUGGCUUCCAUAAUAGGAACACAAAUUACUAUGGAAGUCAAUGGGUGCCAGCUUGAAGCAUUCUUUAAAAUAUCUUCUAUCAUGUACUAUUGUACACUAAUAGGUUUGGAACAAGUGAAGGGUGCGUGUACGAUGGCAGAAUUUCAUUUUUGGGUGGAAAAAAGUAGAUUUUUGUUGUCUGUGGGGAUUUUAAACAUCCCAGCAUCGCUUUUAGAGUCAGAAAAGCACAUACAGCCAAAGCGUUUAACUCCUGAUUGAUGAUUAAAGAGAUAUUUCAUUCAAAAAAUGAAACUUUUCU